UCUAGCUAAACAGACCUUUCAGACACUAAGGGAUGGAAUUGUAUCUCGACUUUGCUGCUCUUCCAUUUCUCUUAUCAUUUCCACUGUGGCUGUCAUCUGAGUGAGGGUAUCGGGGAGAGAUGAAACCAUCCUAUUAAUAGCUGACCAGUAGACUGAGUAGAUGGACAACUGAGGGAAAUUACUCUAAUAUCUUCAUGUUUUUCAAAAUCCUUUCAGCCUUAAUUUAAAACGCUUCUUGAACAACAAGGAGGUCUUUAUCUUAUGCAGCUUCUGACUCACAGUGUGGAGUGUAAUCUUUCUAGGCUGCCAAGAAAACACUUACCCUGUGGCAGACCCCUCUGUUGUUUUCUUGCCUAGCCCCAUACGGUUCCCCAAACUGAACUUUGGUUAAAUGAGCUUAAUGUGGAUUGUCCCGUGAUGGAAUUUAGUCUGUGGGCUGCACAAGCUGAGGAGACCUUCAAACUGAGGAGACCUUCACAGUUCUGGAGCGGUCUCCCUGCACUGUUCUCCAGCAAAAUCAUCUGGGACAUUUAGACCGAGCUUGACUUUUUGAGGAUUUUCAUGUGCCUUUGAACGAUUCAAGAUGCGUCGCUUUGACAAGCUCAAGAAAUCAUUCCCAUUUCUUGCUCAUUUCCAUGUUUACAGAAAGCUGGGCAGCAGUAUGCAGUGUGAGGAGGGCACUGAGUGGCUGCUAGAGCUGCUGAUGGAAGUACAACUGCAGCAGUACUUCCUACGUAUCCGGGAUGAGCUCAAUGUUACACGCCUCUCGCAUUUUGACUAUGUGAAGAAUGAGGACCUGGAGAAGAUCGGUAUGGGCCGACCCGGGCAGAGACGACUGUGGGAGGCAGUGAAGAGGAGAAAAACCAUGUGCAAGCGCAAGUCUUGGAUGAGCAAGGUGUUCAGUGGUAAGAGACCAGAUGGAGAUUUUAAUCCCCAGCCAGCCAGUACGUUCCGGAAACUUUCCCCCACGCCGCCUCCGGUGGAUGGCCAGCAACAGGCUCUCACCUGCCUUAUCAGUGAGAAGGACCUGGCCCUCUAUGAAAAACUGGGCGACGGCUCCUUUGGUGUGGUCAAGCGUGGAGAGUGGUUCACGCCAAACGGGAAAGUGCUUAAUGUGGCAGUGAAGUGUUUGAAGACAGACGUGCUUAACCAGCCAGAUGCUCUGGACGACUUCAUCCGGGAGGUCAAUGCCAUGCACUCUCUUGACCACCAGAACCUCAUCCGUCUCUAUGGAGUCAUUCUCACACACCCCAUGAAGAUGGUGACUGAGCUUGCACCUCUGGGCUCAAUGCUAGAUCGUUUGCGAAAGAACCUAGGCCAUUUCCUCAUUUCCACCUUGUGUCAGUACGCCAUCCAGAUUUCCAAUGGCAUGGCUUACCUAGAGUCCAAACGCUUCAUCCACCGAGAUCUCGCCGCCAGAAACAUCUUGCUGGCUUCCAGUGAGCUGGUUAAAAUAGGAGACUUUGGACUGAUGAGGGCGCUGCCCAAGAAUAAUGAUCAUUACGUCAUGCAAGAGCAUCGCAAAGUCCCUUUUGCCUGGUGUGCCCCAGAGAGCCUGAAGACGCGCACGUUUUCUCAUGCCACAGACAUAUGGAUGUUUGGUGUGACACUUUGGGAGAUGUUUACCUAUGGCCAGGAGCCUUGGCUGGGCCUCAAUGGUAGUCAGAUCCUCCACAAAAUCGAUAAGGAGGGUGAAAGACUGCCUAAACCAGAGGACUGUCCUCUGGACAUCUAUAAUGUCAUGAUGCAAUGUUGGGCUCAGAAAACAGAUGACAGGCCCACCUUCGUGGCUCUAAGGGAGUUUCUAGUGGAGACCAUGCCUACUGACAUGAGGGCCCUGCAAGACUUUGAUGAGCCUGACAAGCUUCAGAUCCAGAUGAAUGAUGUCAUUACCAUCAUAGAGGGCAGGGCUGAGAACUACUGGUGGAGAGGUCAGAACAAGCGUACGCUGAAGGUUGGUCAGUUUCCCAGGAACACCGUCACAUCAGUAGCGGGCCUCUCUGCCCAUGACAUAAGCCGUCCACUGAAGAACAGUUUCAUCCACACGGGACAUGGAGACAGUAACCCUCACCACUGCUGGGGCUUUCCUGACAGGAUUGAUGAUCUAUAUCUUGGUAACCCAAUGGAUCCUCCAGAUGUGCUGGGGCUUGACCUAAACUCUGCCAGACCAACACAGCUAUCUGGACGCACUAAGAAACCCUGCUAUGACGCUGUUGCUGAGGACGAGGACCAAACAUCCUUAGGCCUUCAUCGACUCUCUUUAAAGAAAAAGGGCCUUAAACUCAAACCAGCUGCUUGGGUCUCUGCUACCAAGAUAGGUGAUCGUUCCACUUAUGGUGUGCGGACUCCAGGGGGCAGCACUCCCACAGAGGUAUCUCUGAUAGACUUUGGGGAAGAGCUCCCAUCAGCCACACCUUCUCCUUCUCCUGUGGUGGAGGUCCAAAUCCCCACCCUUGCUAAACUUGCCCUGGAUGCAGAGAAUAUUUUAGACAGAACUCCUCCUCAGAGCCCCUCAUGCUCUUUACCUCGCCCCCUUCACCCUACACCAGUUGUGGAUUGGGAUGCUCGACCCCUACCUCCACCCCCAGCCUAUGACGAUGUAGCACAAGACGAGGAUGACAUUGAAGUAAGCUCCAUCAACAGUGCGGAUCGUGGAGCUGAUGAACCUUGCUCUCCACGCACGCCCUGUACUCCCAUUGGAGAGGGAAAAGCUCAUAUAGAAGACAAUUUAUUUUUGCCCUGCAGGCAGAGCCAUGCCUCUACCUUUUCCCAGUCUGUUGAAAUCUUCCAAGAGCUGCAGCAGGAGUGUAUGAGGCAUCUUAAUGUACCCGUGAGCUCUACCAGUCCUGGGCUGGAGCCACAUCGACAAAUUGUCCUAACCUUUUCCGAAGACAAACCCCAGAUACCACCACGCAUCCCCAUCCCACCUCGUCCAGUCAAACGCACAGGUGGCGAGUAUGCACGCUGGUCUGGUGAGUUCUCCCCAGUCUCGGGAAACGAGGAGGACAAAGAGCGUCCACCCCAGAUCCCUCCUCGAGAGCCCCUCUCCCAACCAGGCUCACGCACGCCCAGCCCACACGUGGGAUCCCCGCAGACCCACGGCAGCUUCUGCUCAUCCGCCUCCAUCUAUGGCUCAUCCUACCUCUCCACCUCUCCCGCUAAAUUCAUGCCAACCACUCAGAGCUUCGCCUCAGAUCCCAAAUAUGCUGCGCCCAAGGUCAUACAGGCGCAAGGCAAAGACAAGGAGCCAGCCAAAGGGCCCUGCAUUCUGCCUAUCGUGCGUGAUGGCAAGAAAGUCAGCAAUACACACUACUACCUCCUGCCAGAGAGGCCUUCGUAUCUAGACCGCUACAAUAAGUUCUUCAGAGAAGCAGAGAGUGGUGAGGAGAAGAAGCAUUUUAACACAGCCACCGUCAAGCCCAUGGUUCAUCAACCAGGGGAGCUCAAGUCCAACUUCUCUUCCAAUAACAACAGCAGUCUGACAGUCUCUGGAUGUAGAGGAGGGUUGAAGAACUCUCUCAGCCUGUGCACAGGCAGCACUGAUGGCUUAUUUAGCAGGACUGACAGCAUCGGCACACAUGACAAAGUCAGACUGGUGCAGGAGGCUGUCCAUGGAGUAACAAUUGAAGAAUGUCAGACAGCUUUACAGAACCACAGCUGGAACGUGCAGAAGGCUGUGCAUUACUUGAAGGUGGAACAGCUCUUCUGUUUGGGGUUGAAGACGAGGGUGGAUUGUCAUAAGAUUCUAGAGAUGUAUGACUGGAACCUGGAGUUGGCCAGCACCCAACUGUUGGACUCCUAUGGCACAGUCAAGCUGAGACACUGAUGCAUUGGAAAAGCCUCGUGCCCUGUUGAGAUAUCCCCAUAUGAAGAGCAAAGAGGGGCUGAGAGCCGACCAAUACCCAAGCACUCUUUCCUAGCACAUUUUACCUCCACUCCAGCACCAGAUCUGACUGUGUAUACAUGCAUAAGACAGUGAGUGUGCUCCUGCAGGCCUCUUGUUGUCUGGUCAGAGAUCCUUCUCUAGGGUGCAAUACUAAGUUCACAGGUCAAAGUUGAAAGAACCUGCUCUUUUUCUUCCAGUUUAUAACAGCUGAUGGAAAACAAGGUGCUGCUUUUUUAUUUUCAUAAAUAAUUUUAUACAAGUAAGAGAGGUGAGUAGACAUUUAUGAAAGCCUGUACGUAUGUAUAUAUUGUAUUAUCAAAUGUUUGGUUAUACAUUUGCAUCUUAUAUGUUUGUGUUGUUGGUCUUUGUCAGAUAUUUGGCUGUUUUUCUUUUAUUGCUUUUUGUAUGGGUCACCAGCAACAAAUUAAAGUUCAGACUCUUGACUCAUGAUUUGUUAUUAAGUUGAGUUCAAAUGAAUUCAACAGGCCCUUUAUGUUGAAAAAUCAUCCUGUCUCCACCCAUGUUGGCAUAAACAUAAACAUCUCUGCCUUUUUUACUUUUAAUUUUAGCUUUUUACCUUUUUUUUUUUUUUACUUUGCUCAUGCAUCACUAUGAAUCACUGUUUUUGGUUUUAGCUCAUUUACACCCGUCAUCAGUAAAGCUUUGGUAAUAUUUCUUAUGUUGAUUUGCACAAUGCUGCUUCCGAUCUGAAAGUAUUUAUAAGAGACAAAACCCUUGAAAACACAUCCUAAGACCUCCAAAGCACAAAUAAGCGACUGAACAUUUUCUUGUUAGUGUUUUUUGAUUUUUUGUUAUUGCUCUUAUUUAAACCAGGCUAUUGUCUGUUAUUUAGCACAACUAUAACAUGAAGUUUUGGUUUGGUUCACUCUCAAAUGGUAGCUUCUGUACAGUUUUUAUUCAGAACUUAUGAACUGGCAUUUUUUUCUUUCUGUGAGAAUAUAAUAACACUCAGGUGUUGAAGAUCUUACCUUCAUGGUAAGGUGGUUUCAACUUACCUGUAUACAUACUGUAAAUUAAUCUGCUUGAAAAUUGACCAAUGAAUAACAAACUUGAGACCAGCACACAACCCCACAGCAAUGUAAGAAAUAAAUUAAGACAUAUUUUUUUUCCUGUACAACACAUCAUUCAAAGGUAUAUGGCCAAGUCCAAUGGUGUUCUGUGCGUAUUGUAGCACCCUGUCUUUCUGUGUGAAUGCUUAGUGUAGUAUGUGUGGGUAUCAUGUAGAAGCUGCUUUGUGUGCAUGAAGUAACAUUGUCUGCAGCCCUUUCCUCUGUCCUAGCAAUCUUGGAAGUGGGCUUAUAGAAUUUGUUACCAUGGCAACCUCUGUGUUGUUUUUGAUGGGACACCAUUUGAUGACGUACUGCACCUUGCUGCUUUCUAGCACAGUGCCAAUGUUUCAAGUGCAGAGACUGCUUCUGUCACCAUCUGAAGAUUCAGUAAACAGUGGAGCCUUGCCCAAGUCUUACCUUAUGCUGUUUUAGGUUGACUGAAAUGGGCUUGUGGAGUUGCAUGAUAACCCUGUGUUUCUAUUGAUGUGUUUUACAAUUUAUUUCUUUUCUCCUCAGUCUAGUCUACCUAUGUGCUCAAAUGGGUUUACUAUGAAUAGCUUUACAAGUUAGGACCUUGGUGUCCUAAUUGUGUAAGAUGCAUAAUGAUGUGAAUUUUAUA
Molecule: messenger RNA, 5575 nt
Organism: Xyrauchen texanus (razorback sucker)
Lineage: Eukaryota; Metazoa; Chordata; Actinopteri; Cypriniformes; Catostomidae
Gene: tnk2b
Product: tyrosine kinase, non-receptor, 2b
Exons: 14
Coding region: 584-3826 (1080 amino acids)
Biological process (GO): negative regulation of epidermal growth factor receptor signaling pathway; signal transduction; protein phosphorylation
Cellular component (GO): extrinsic component of cytoplasmic side of plasma membrane
Molecular function (GO): ATP binding; protein binding; protein serine/threonine/tyrosine kinase activity
Source: RefSeq, a predicted model, not a curated record